Messenger RNA from Salvia miltiorrhiza (redroot sage), 1356 nucleotides. Its product is annotated as annexin D4. Gene Ontology annotation, cellular component: cytoplasm. Gene Ontology annotation, molecular function: calcium-dependent phospholipid binding; calcium ion binding. Bases 152 to 1102 code for a protein of 316 amino acids. The transcript is spliced from 6 exons. Lineage: Eukaryota; Viridiplantae; Streptophyta; Magnoliopsida; Lamiales; Lamiaceae. The record is from RefSeq and is a predicted model, not a curated record.
CAUAACGGAAAUACCAAAGCUAUCCUUCGAACGACGACCCAUAAUAUAAAAUCCCGAGCACCGUCACAUCCAUCUCCCACUCAAAACGAUCAGAAAAUUCUCUCAAAAAAAUUUCUUAUCUCAAAUUCACACACAACAAAAUAUUUGAUCAAUGGCUGCUUCCGACGAGCUUGGAUCUCUCACCAGAGCUUUCACGGGUCUGGGAGUGGACGAGAAGGCACUGAUAUCGACAUUGGGGAAAUGGCAACCCGAGCAGAGGCGGAGUUUCAGAAAGGGAAGCCGCGACUUUUUCAGAGAAGACGAACGCCAGUUUGAGAGGUGGGACGAUCGCCAUAUCUUGCAGCUUCGUCACGAGUUUUUACGUCUCAAGGAUGCGAUAGUGCUAUGCACAAUGCACCCAUGGGAGAGAGAUGGGCGGUUAUUGAAAGAGGCGUUGUAUAAAGGACCUCAAUACCAUGUAUUGGUGGAAAUCGCGUGCACCAGAUCAUCAGAUGACUUGUUAGGUGCCAGAAGGGCCUAUCACUCCCUCUUUAAUCACUCUCUCGAGGAAGAUGUUGCCUUCCACGUCCACACUCCCGAGAGAAAGCUUCUGGUUGGAGUUUUGAGCUCUUAUAGAUACGAAGGCCCAAAAGUGAGCGAAGAAAUGGCAAAAUUAGAGGCUAAGGCGCUUUCAGAAGCGCUGACUCUGAAGGGUGGUGGGCCCGGCCCCAGCCCCUUAGAAAAUGAUGAAGUUAUAAGGAUUUUAUCCACGAGGAGCAAGCUCCACCUCAAGGCUGUCUAUAAGCAUUACAAGGAUAUUACUGGCAAUUACUUGGAUCAGGACUGUGAUGGCCACUUGCUUCUAAAAGAGACAGUCCAGUGCUUAUGCACGCCGGAAACAUACUUCACCAAGAUUUUGGAGGCAUCGUUGAGGUAUAAUGUGGAUGAGCUGACCAAAGAAGCGGUGAGCAGAGUAAUUGUGACACGAGCUGAUGAGGAUAUGAAGCAGAUUAGAGAAGAAUUUAAUCGCGAAUUCGGCGUUGAUCUUCGCAAGAAGAUUGAAGAUGUGGCCAAUGGAAACUACAGAGAUUUCUUGCUCACUUUGAUUGCCAGAUCGGAUUGAAUUUCAUUUGCUGAGAAUGUUUCUUUUUGUGGGAAUUUGAAUCUCUAAUAAAUCUGUUUUUUUAUUUAGGUGUGAGGUGAGUGAAGAUCGUGUGAUGAUCUUUUAUAGGAUCAUCUCUGUGGAGUUCUAUUCUAUGAAAGUUUUUUUUGUGGGUUGUAGUGAGUGUUGUGUUGUCUCACUGGAAUAAGACGAAUUUGUUUCGUGGUGGUUUCUUUAAGACUACAAAUUUGUUUGAUUUGAUGGUUGUGAACAAA